AUGCCACUGCAGGUGGCUAUCAAGCACAUUAACAUCCAGAAAGAGGCAGAGGUGGUUCUCCUGAGUGAAAUCAGGUUCAUCAAGGGCAACAAGAGCCCAAACCUUGUCAACUACUUAGACAGCUACAUGGCAGGUGAGGAGCUGCUGAUUGGGAUGGAGUACCUGGAUGGAGGGUCCUUGGCCGAUGUUGUCCUGGAGAUGUGGAUAGAGGAAGAGCAGACAGCAGCCAUCUGUAGGGAGUGUCUGCAGGGCCUGGACUUCCUGCACUCCAACAGCAUCGUCCACCGUGACAUCAAAAGCUACAACAUCCUGCUGGGCAUGGACGGGGCCGUCAAAGUGGCUGACUUUGGACUCUGUGUUCAGCUCACCUGCGAGAAGAGCAAGAUGAGGGAGUGCGUUGGGACCCCUCACUGGAUGGCGCCAGAGGUGGUUAAGAGGGAGCCUUAUGGUCCCAAGGUGGACAUUUGGUCCCUUGGGAUCACUGCCAUCGAGAUGGCAGAAGGAGAACCACCUUACAGCCACGAACAAUACAGCAGGGUGGGAACCCUGAUAGCCACCAAGGGGAGCCCAGAGCUGCAGAACCCAGGGCAGCUGUCAGCUGAGCUGCUGGACUUCCUGCAGCACUGCCUGGAGGUGGAUGUGCAGAGGAGAUGGUCUGCCAAGGAGCUUUUGGAGCACCCGUUUGUGACCGCAGCCGGACCUGUGUCCUGCCUGGUUCCUCUGAUCGUGGCAGCCAAGGAGGCCAGGCAGGCCAGGCAGUAG
This is a messenger RNA of Pogoniulus pusillus (Red-fronted tinkerbird), 762 nucleotides long. Its product is annotated as serine/threonine-protein kinase PAK 3-like. Bases 1 to 762 code for a protein of 253 amino acids. Gene Ontology annotation, biological process: regulation of actin cytoskeleton organization; regulation of axonogenesis; protein phosphorylation. NCBI's taxonomy places the organism in Eukaryota, Metazoa, Chordata, Aves, Piciformes, Lybiidae. Gene Ontology annotation, cellular component: cytoplasm. The record is from RefSeq and is a predicted model, not a curated record. The transcript has 6 exons. Gene Ontology annotation, molecular function: protein serine/threonine kinase activity; ATP binding.